GCUGACCCACCCACCAGCCAGGGCCAGGAAGGUAGUAGCUCCUGACUCUCAGCCUGCCGCUUUCCACUCCUCUCUCCAGUUCCCCUUCCUGGAGGAGGCACAUGCUACCUGCGUUCAGUCAGCCAUCUUGAUCCUAUCCUGCCUGUUGAUCAUUUAUGUUGUAAUUGAUCCUUUAUCUGCUCACAGUCAUGGAUCAAUUUUCCUCUGCUACGUCUCAUGAUGGAGAACACCAAGAUUUGGCCUCCAGCUUUAGUGCAUAUUUUAACAACUUUAGGGUGGGAAGCAAAAUCAUCUCUAAGGAAACUACUGUAUCGAUCGAGUCACACUUGAGAAAUGGAAACAUUGUGGCAGCACACUCUGUAAUAGAGGAUGCCUUAAAGGAAAUUGAUAAUGCUACACUGAACAUCGCUGUGACAGGGGAGUCUGGAGCGGGAAAGUCCAGUUUCAUCAAUGCCCUGAGAGAGCUUGGACCUGAAGACGAAGGUGCGGCUCCCACUGGGGUGGUGGAGACCACCAUGGAGAGGAAGCCAUACAAACACCCAAAGUUUCCCCGUGUGACACUAUGGGACCUGCCUGGCAUUGGAAGCACGAAUUUCCAGCCAAAAGAUUAUCUACAGAAAGUACAACUUGUUGAAUAUGACUUCUUUAUUAUUGUCUCUGCUACACGCUUCAAGAACAAUGAUAUACAACUGGCUAAAGUGAUCAAAUCUAUGAAGAAGAAUUUUUACUUUGUGAGAUCCAAGGUGGACUGUGAUUUAAGAAAUGAACAGGAGAGUAAACCAAAAUCGUUUAAUAAAGAAAAAGUCCUGCAGCAGAUGCGAAACAACUGUCUUCGCAUUUUCAAUGAGAAUAAGAUUGAUGAAGCACCAGUCUUCUUAAUCUCCAACAGAGAGUUAUCCAAGUAUGAUUUCCCAAUCCUGAUCGACACCCUAUCAAAGGAUCUCCCUGCUCAAAAGCACCACAUUUUUAUGCUUUCCCUGCCCAAUAUUACUGACGCAGCCAUUGAAAGUAAGAGGAAUUCUUUGGAGCAGCAUAUUUGGCUAGAAGCCUUCAGAGAUGCAUUAAAGGCUACAGUGCCUAUCAUCAGCAUCUUCAGUGACAGCGAAGAGAAAAAGCUCAAGGAGAUCUUAAACAACUAUCAAGUUCUCUUUGGAGUGGACGAUGAAUCCCUGCAACAUUUGGCUAAGCAUUUGCAAGUACCUGUGGAACAACUUAAAGCAGGCCUUAAAUCUCCAGGUUUAUUGAAGAAGAAGAAAGAAUUAACAGGGAACACACUUAAGGGAGUUAUGAAGAAGUUAUUUUCAGUUUUUGGAGGUGUCAUAAGAGGAGUUUAUUACUUUGGGAAAAUCUACUACUUGCGAUUUAAUUUCCUUGACACAGUGGCCAAUGAUGCCAAAGUUCUCCUUAAGGAGACAUAUUCAAGAAAAGUUUGAUUUCCCAUUAGACUAAAAUUCUCUGGAUGUUGAAAUCCAAAUUCAUGAUGCUUAUGGCCAUCAUAGCAGAUGGCCAUAAACAACAUAAUGAGCUUAAUGGGGUUGUCUAGGCUUCAAGGCAUACUUACAGAUUGCAUAUCCCUGGUAGCUGGACCACAGGUAUGGCUCAUCUUUGUAUAGGUCCUCAUAGGCAAAGAGCUAAGUACCCCUCACUCACUCCCAGUAAAUCACCAUAUCAGAUGAUUUCCCUUUUGUCAUAAAAGUGUUUUAUAUAGCUGCCACCUUGGCAUCCAUUUUUAGGCCUCACAUAAGUUGUUUAAAAGUCAGUUCUACCCUGUUACCUUCGCCCUAGCCGAAAUUCCCAUACAGAAACCACCUCUGGUUGUAUAACUUGCUGUUCCUUCAUCUCACUGACCCAAGCCCAAUACACCCCACAGCUGUUGUCCAUAGUAAAGCCUAAAGGCCAACAUUAGAGUCAUGUAAAGAUGUUCCCCCCUCACCUUCUCACAUGUGUUCUUUAAAGUAGUGGAUCCACAAACCCCAUGGAAAUCCCUAAAAGCUAUAAUGCCCAUGGAUUGUAAUAAAUGCAGAGGCCACAGGUUCUUUCCCUUCUUGCUCUCUACUCAUUGGGUGAGCUCCCUGCCACCUCUUUACUUCCUAUCGUCCUCCUGUCUGCACCCCUAACCUCUCUGGGAACCUGUGAGUAAUCAAUUUCUUCUGUUUCAUGCAUCUUGGAUUUGCCUCCUCAUUGUGUGUUGCCUGAAACACACUCCUAAACCUAACUUUCCCCUCAUCAGGGCUGUCCUGGAGAGCACUUAUCUUGCCUUAUGGCCACUCUCAACACAGGGACCUCAAGACCAAAGUAGAAAGAAGCCAUAACAAUUGAAAGCAAAACAACUCUGAUCAAUGAUUAACCAAUUUCCAAGAAUCCCAUUUAGUCAGAAUCCUCCUUGAGAAAAUAACUAAAGAAAAUCUAUAAUUCUAUGUGGAAACAGUGGGGAACCCCAUGAGAUUUCUUUGAUUGAUGACCAUCACUGAUUGUCAUGAUUGCGAGGAUUUGCUUUAACCUAUAUCAGAUACCAAUAGGUGCUUAAUAAAUGCUUGGUGAAAAAAGGUACAUGAUGUUAGUAUUGGACAUUCUCAAUAAACCCACGAUAGCUUCAUAUUGA
Molecule: messenger RNA, 2602 nt
Organism: Microcebus murinus (gray mouse lemur)
Lineage: Eukaryota; Metazoa; Chordata; Mammalia; Primates; Cheirogaleidae
Gene: IRGM
Product: immunity related GTPase M
Biological process (GO): cellular response to interferon-beta; autophagosome assembly; innate immune response
Cellular component (GO): endoplasmic reticulum membrane
Molecular function (GO): GTPase activity; GTP binding
Source: RefSeq, a predicted model, not a curated record